Messenger RNA from Ictalurus furcatus (blue catfish), 2204 nucleotides. RefSeq names its product calcium binding protein 5a (gene cabp5a). Gene Ontology annotation, molecular function: calcium ion binding. Lineage: Eukaryota; Metazoa; Chordata; Actinopteri; Siluriformes; Ictaluridae. The coding region runs from base 487 to 984 and encodes 165 amino acids. The record is from RefSeq and is a predicted model, not a curated record. The transcript is spliced from 7 exons.
CGGAGUACCCGGAGGAAACCCCCGCAGCACGGGGAGAACAUGCAAACUCCACACACACAGGGCCACGGUGCGAGGCGAACGUGCUAACCACUAAGCCACCGUGCAUCCUGGAUAUAUGUGUAAUAAAACUAAAAUGUAACUAAAAUAUGAACUACAUCACAUUUACAUGUCAUAUAUGUACUACGUGUUAACAGGUCAUGACAUGGUGGGGUUUUUUUUGUUUGUUUGUUUUAUUUUUGCCGCGCUGCACUAAUCCGAUUGUAGAUCAGGUCAUCAUGUCCCCUCCUCCUGCUGCUCUCCUAUUUGCCAGAAACUCCCAUUGUAGAGACUGCUCAGACACUCUCGGCAAAGCAGAGACCAGAGAGACAAGAGAACGACAAGGACGGACAGUUCAGAGGAGAACACACAGUGGAGUUUUGUAUACACUGGACUUUCUCAACAAGAAAGAGAAAAUUUAGUGCCACGAAGGCAGAAGUUCUCAAAGCAAUGACUGCGUGCAUCUUCAUACGCGGAGGGAAAAUUGAGAGAGAACUGGCAGAUGAUGAAAUCGAAGAGCUGCGUGAGGCGUUUGAAGAGUUUGAUAAGGAUAAGGAUGGACUGAUCAGCUGUAAAGAUCUAGGCAACCUGAUGAGAACGAUGGGUUACAUGCCUACGGAGAUGGAGCUGAUUGAACUGGGCCAGAACAUCAAUAUGAACCUGGGAGGACAGGUGGAUUUUGAAGACUUUGUGGAACUGAUGGCACCAAAACUCCUGGCUGAAACAGCUGGAAUGAUUGGCAUGAAAGAGCUGAGGGAUGCCUUCAAACAGUUUGACAUGGACGGUGAUGGAGAGAUCACAACAGAAGAGCUGAAGUUAGCUAUGAAUAAGCUGUUGGGGGAAAACAUGAGUCACAAGGAGAUUGACGCAGUGGUCAGAGAGAUCGAUGACAACGGUGAUGGAACUGUAGACUUUGAAGAGUUUGUGAAAAUGAUGUCAAGCUGCUGAGAAAGGUGCGGCGGGAAGUGAUGGCGUACAAUUACUUUGUUACUGCACUUCAAGUGGUUUUUAACUGUCUGUACUUUACUUUCUUUCACCUAGCAGUUUUUCGACUUUCUCCUCACUACAUUUCUUGAUAAUCAUGGACAGGAUUUUGUAUAAUCAUGUAUAAGGAGUUGAUUAUGGAAAUUUGUAACACAUUUACUUUAACAGAUUUAACAGUGACAAUGAGACCUGAUACCCAUCCUUGUAAUCUAUCUGUUACUAUGUCAUACACGUCGUAUUUAUCAGGGCAGAUUAUAUUAUGAAGGCUAGCUUUUACUAUUCAGCUAGCUUUUAUCAUAAGAAUUAUUAUCAUGCUAGCUAACAUUUGAGAGAUUAGAAAUAAAUAUUGCCUUUUUCCUUGGUUACUUGGUGAAAGAGGCACGACUUUACCAUACGUAAUUAAAACCAGUAUGUGGUUUGAGCUAGACAUAUUUUUCUUUUCUAUCUUUCUUGUACUUUCAUUAAAUUUGAAGGUUUAUACUAUUCUACUUUAACGUGAAUGAAAGAUCGGAGGCGUUAAAGUUGUAUCGGAUUUUUUAUUUAAAUGAGCUAUUGCACUUUUACUUAGUAAAGAAUGAUCUGUGCAUCCGUGUAUACCGACACUGAUGGAAAAAUAUGACAUAUAGCUGUUGACAGACUGUCCUUGCUGACAGUGAGAUCGUGUCCUGCACUGACAUUCAUAGUAAACCUGCGUCAAAUGGGUUUUUCUUCUGGUUUUCCUUACAUAUCAUGCUAAUUUACAAGCAUCACUGUCACUGAAUGUACACUCUCAACCAAAAUUUCCAAUCCUAUUUACUGCUGUCUUUCUCAUAGAACUAAAUCCAGAUGUUUCCUCAGAGUUAGUUCAUUGUCAUGAACUUCAGAUGGUAGAACACAGGUACAGAGGUUUCCUUUAAUUCAAGCAAAUAAUUCUGAAGUGAUAAGCAAAAGUUCAAACAGAAACAGGCAAAUAGUCAAGCAGUGAGCAAGCUGACAUAAACUGAGCUGGAAGUUCAGAAGCAAAACUAUCAUAGGGACACGUCACAGGGAUGGGGAAUGGGGGAAAUGUUAGGGUGUGUAGUUUGUUGGCUGGCUGGGAAUCAUUGGAAAUGUAGUUUAAAUGUAGUUUACCUUGAUGUGUCACAGACGAAGGCAUUGCCAUGAUAUUCCUAUUUUGCAGAUUAUGUGCAUGACAGUCCCGCCAU